Molecule: messenger RNA, 552 nt
Organism: Cladophialophora bantiana CBS 173.52
Lineage: Eukaryota; Fungi; Ascomycota; Eurotiomycetes; Chaetothyriales; Herpotrichiellaceae
Exons: 2
Coding region: 1-552 (183 amino acids)
Source: RefSeq, a predicted model, not a curated record
AUGUCUUCGCGCUCCCCCGCCCUUCUCGACAGACUUUACCCUUCGACCCUGACAAGCAACGACAGACCUCAAGCGCUGAAACAGAACCGUACGUGGACGCGUGAUAUCUCCAGCUGGCAACAGGCCGCGGCACCUCGGAGUCUGGCGAUCCAAGAUAGAGAUCGCCAGAGACACAGCCGACAUGCUGGACUCCUUGCUAAAAUUACACAUGCUCAAUCGAGGAGCCCAACUGAUCAGGCCGGAGCAGGCGCCGCUCCAGUGAGCCACACUGCAUCCGUGACCACCACCAAGGCAAACACCACCGCCAUGAUCCGGCCCCAUGGUCAUUUAGCAGAAAGCGAGGUGAAAGAGAAUCUCGACCGAGAUCUAGACAACGACCCGAUCCCAGAGGAGUUUUGUGGUCACCUUGGGGCCCAUGUCGCUGGUACCAAGCCUUCUUCUGGUCGUCAUCGGAGAGAGCCAGAUGGUGAUGAUCACGAUGUGGAUGCAGGUUCCCCUGACAGCGAUAGCGGUGGCGUCCGAGUGAACAUUGGCGAUACCGACAAGGUCUGA